CAAAAAAAUUACAUGCAAAACAAAAACUCAUUAUCGCUGAUAGUUUAAUUUCAGCAGACUAAUCAUCAUGGCCGAAGGUUCGGUUCGAGUUGACCCGCCGGUCCUGGAGUUUAAAGAUGUAGAAGUCGGCCAUGUUUACAGGAGAGCCGUGACGGUGACGAAUGUUGGAAAAACCUCGAAGAACAUCAGGAUUGAGAAGCCCGUGUCCAAGAUCUUCAGCUUCAUCCCCUCCAGCCAAGCCAGGUCUGUCCCCUCAGGUUUGUCCGUGAGCGGCUUCCUGGUGUUCACUCCCGAAGCUGAGGAGGAAGUCAGAGACCACAUCCAGGUUCACGUGGACAACAUGGAGACAUUGCAGAUCCCGGUGCUCGGGUCUCCCAAAGCGUGCUGUCUUGUAACCGACUCGCUGCUGGACUUCGGCUGCGUGGUGGCGAGCAGUCAGGUGGUCAGCAGACUUCAUGCUGUAACCAACGCAGGCUCAGCAGCAGGUGCAUUCCACGUUGAGCUCAGCGGUGUCGACUCCUCGCUCAGCGUUUCACCGCUCAGCGGGGUCGUAGCAGCUGGCUCCACCCAGUGGCUGAAUGUGGAGCUGCACACGGACCGACCCAGACAGAUCCAUGACAGAGUUCUGGUGAGGCUCCAGAACAGAUCAGAUGUAGUUCUCAGUAUCAGGGCGGAGGUGGUGGAGCAGCAUCUCCAGGUUCUUGACCUGAAGGUAGAUUUGGGGUYUCCCCUCACCUGUCUGUGGUUUGGACCAGUCUACUUUGGAACUUCCUGCGUGAAGAAGGUGGUCUUGAGGAACUCUGGACCCCGGGUGUGUGACUGGGUCUGUCUGCUGCAGGAGACUGCUGCAGGGACUGAGAGGGGGACAGACCUCCAGAGGAGCACAGACGCCGCCCUGGUGGAAGGAAUGAAGAAGUGCAGCUCAGCUGAGCAGGACCUUGCUCAGGUUCUGGUGUGUGUGCCUUCACAUGGUCGACUGGGUCCAUAUGAUAGAACCACGCUGACGGUCUGCUUCAGUCCCGUCUGGAACAGGAAGUUGUACGAGGAUUCAUGCAGGCGGCAGGAUUAUUGUCUCUUCCUCCUGUUUGACAUCGUGGACUGCAGACAUGGCUUCACCCACCAGAAUGCUACCAGCAGCAUGGAGAUGGCAGUAACUGGCUCCGGAGUCCCCGUCUCUGUGGUGCCUGAACCCUCUCACAGAUUCGACUUCCUGAGCUGCGCGCUCGGACAAAGUCUAGAUCACCUUUGUGUGCUCCGAAAUCUCUGCCCUCAACUCUCUGUGAGCUUCCGCUUCAGCAAAGUGGCUUAUUUUACAGCUGAACCUUCAGCAGGCACUAUAGGUCCUGGGCAGUGCCAGGUGAGACCAGCAGCAACCUCAGGGCAAGCUGGAUCACAGCGCAGUAAACUGUCACGCUGCUUGGGACCGACCCGCGCUGCUCUGCUCAGUUCUGCCAAAACCCAAUUCCACAAACAUCACAGAGACCGAAGAGGGAGCGUGAAGGGAAAGGAGCUCCUGGCCUUUCCUGAUGACCGGGCCUGCAGCAUCAGACCAGCAUCUUCAGAGAAACGAACCAUCUUUACUGGCAUUCCCCGCUAUCGCUACGUAGACGAGGACUAUGCUUUCACAGAGGAAGAGGAAGAGCAGAGGCGCCGUCAUCGCCAGGUCUACAUGGAUUUCAUCAAACAGCUCAGACAAAGCCGACUUCAGAGGAUCGAGAASAGACAACAAGACAAGACAGAAGACGACGUGGACAUUGGACUUGUUCCACACGAAGGCCUAGUUCCACCCACAGUCCACAUCAGAGACCUGGAGCUCAGUGAGAACUCAGCUUCUCUCACCCAAAGAAGCAUCAGCCAGGUUUUAGAUGAGGUGAAAACAGUUCCCUCCAGCAGCCAGGAGGUGGCAGACUGCACCAGGACUCUGACUGCUCCGGAGCUCUACCAAGUCAUCAUAAGUCCGUUGUUCGUGGACUUCGGCAGUGUGUGUGUGGAGACGGUGUGUGUUCGAACAGUGCGGCUCGUUAAUGGUCUGCCAGCGUACGUCUGGGUGCAGCUGGAGGUGGAUUCUCCUGAGCUGCAAGGCUCCUCACCGCUCUCAUACGUUCUGCCUCCUCACACUCAGACCAGCUUCCCACUGACGUUUGAGAGCCACCAGCUGGGUCCCUUCUGCAGCUCCGUGUCUUACAGUGUAAACCAGCAGCACCCUGGUCAGAUCCUGGUCCAGGCUCAGGUCACUCCCAUGGUCCUGGAGCUGUCCACCAAGCUGCUGGUGCUGCGGCCCACCCCCAACACACUGGCUGCAUCUGGAUACAGGAGCUCAGUGAGCCUUCGCAACCAGUGCAACUGUGCAGUGGGCUUCACCUGGCAGCCAGUCGCCACAGAGACCGACUUCCUGUUCUCCAUCAGGCCAGCCACAGGAACAGUGGAGGCAUACAUGGAGCUGGACUGUGAGGUGGUGUGGUUUCCCUCUUUCUCCUCCCCUUCAGAGGGAGACUUUGACCUCAUUGUCCACGAGGGCAACACUCAGCGCUUGCACUGUGUUGUCAAGGUUGGAACCACCACCGUCCAGCUGCCAGAGAAACGACUCGUCUUUGAUUCUGUGCCUCUCAACCUAACGUCCACCAGGACAGCUGUCUUACACAACACAGGACAGAACCACGCCUAUUACCAGGUUCUAGACGUGUGCCCUGUGCCUGGUAUGAUGGUGAGUUCGUGUGAAGGUGUGGUACCAAGCUGUGGACUGGCGCACGUUAAAGUCCACUUCAACCCAGACUGCAUCCUCAGAUUUGAUGCCAAGAUCAAGAUUGCUCUGAAGAACAUGAAGUCCAUGGAGCUGAGAGUGGCUGGAUCAGUGGAGCCUCCUAAUGUAGACAUCAGUGUGUCCCACUUUGAGUUCAGUGGAGUCCACACUGGUUCUCGACAAGUCAUUCCGUUCAGUCUGACAAAUCGUUCCUCAGCUGCAGCCCGAGUCAUCUUCGAUUUGUCGGAGUACGAGGACUUCUCUGUGCAGCCUUCUCAGCCCUGCACAAAAGCAGGUCUCAGUGUCAUAGAGCUCCACGCCGGUCAGACGGAGGAAUGCUUCCUCGUCUUUUCCCCAACACAGGUGGUCUGUCACGACUUUUACCUGCCGCUGAUGAUCAGUGGAGUGAGGUGGCCCGCCCAUUCUUUAUCUCCUUCCCCCUCAUCCACGUCURUCUCACUGACAGCUGACAGCAGGAGUCACAUCAAAGCUUAUCCUCACUUUGUUGCCAUGGCCACGCAGCAGCCACCCUGGGUACAAGCCACAGCCCUGUUUGCUCCACUGGACAUGUCCCCCACAAGACUAGAGUUUAAUGUGGAGCCCCAGCUUGACUCUUACUCACAGAGUGUGGAGCUGAAAGCAGAGGGUGAAGACAGUGUUUGCUGGCGUGCUGUCACAGAAGACUGUGUGCACUGGUGGUUUGACUGCAGUGUGAUGUCAGGGCCUGCACAAAGCACAAAAGACCAGCAGCUGUGUGUGGUGUCUCCUUCAUCUGGCACACUCAGGCCUGGUCAGGCUGUGGGGUUAGUGGUUUCUGUCAAACCUGAAGCGCUCAGAACAGGAGAAAAGGUGACCAAACUUUCCAUCCCACUGUAUUUGGGAGUGAAUUCAGAGGAGAGAAAUGAAGGACAACAUCCCUACAGAGAGUUGUCGAUCACCAUUAUCCUCCAUCUUCCAAAUAUCACCUUCCACCCCCGUCAGAUCCUUCUCACCCCAGUACCCCUGGCAAGAAGCAUAGAAACCACACUCACCCUACUGGCUGAGGGCUAUCAAAGUGGAACAAGGAUAUCAGCUGAAGUGGAUGAGGUGCAAAUGGAGGAUGGGACGAAGAUACAGCCCAUCUCUGUCAUCUUUCCUGAGGGAAACACUGUUCAGGCCCAAGACCAGAACCAGCAGCAAAGCAAAGUCACCCCUCUGCUGUGYAGUGUGUCCUUCUGCUCCAGCGUCCCUCUGUCAGUGUGUACAAACAUCACCUUCACUGAUCACAUCAACAACAGAUUCCUGAUAAAGUUGUGUGCUGUUGCUGAGAACUGUCUGUUGACCGUCUGGCCCUACAUGGCCCUGCACCCAUCGGAUCAACAAAUAGUUGUAAAGACAGGGGCCACAGCUGAGGAGGCGGUUCUUCAGUACUGUCUCACGUCACACGUGACUGAAUCUGGCCUGACUGCUUCAUCAUCAUCAUCAUCAUCAUUUGAUUACAACAGCUCAACAUACAGGAACUCAGAGUCCUUCUCAUACAGUGACAGUGAGAGUGAAGAGUCCAGCAGGGACACGUCUCACAACAGAGACACUCCAGCCAGACUCAGCAUCCCAGAAUUCCCUGCUGCCAGCACCGAGGCAGGACAGUAUUACCAGAGUGUGUUAUUAGCUGUGGAGAGGUGGUUUAGCCUGUUUGGAUGGCCAAGUGGUCCACACCCCAUUUCUAUACCACACACUCUCAGAAGAGUCGUGUCAAAAAGUCAAACAAAGUACAGCAAAAGUCGAACUUAUGGUGUGAUUUUUGACAAAGAUACCAGGUCUGUAGUGGAUAUGCUGCAUUAUCUGACAGGCAGACAGAUCCCUGGUGUUGGUCUCUGUCAGACCUUUUCCACUGAUGUAGACCAGAGAACCAAUCAGCUGCUUCAACAACACAAAGCCAUGCUGGAUUUUCUCAGGGUUCAGGGAGCCAGUCUGUGUCACAUCAGACCAGAGUACUUACUAGAUGUCCUGGAGUUUCAACACUGGUGCUCUCUGCAGUCAAACACAGAGAGUGAGCUCAACUUGAACAGUUCUGACUAUGAGUCUCUGAGCAGACGGUCCUGGACUGACGUGCUUCUACAGAUUUACAAGGUUGUUGUGUUGUGUCGUGUGUCAACGGGAGCUUUAAGCGUCACAGAUGGAUUCUCAUUCUGUGGGUCUCAGUCCCUGGUCAGUAACCUCUACUCACCUCAUGAGCUGCGGUUACUGUCGUGGCUCAACAUGCACUACCAGAGGAUGAGGGAAGCUGUGUGGGGCACAGAUGGAGUCCCAGCAACGCGCUGGAUCGUAAACUUUGACCUGGACCUUGCAGACGGACUGGUGCUCGCUGCUCUGCUUGCUGCCUACUGCCCUUAUCUGAUAAAAAGCCACUUCCGGAGACUUUACACCACCAUUAGCAGCCUGGAGCAGAUUCUUCACAACAAUCUCAUCGUGGCUCAGGCUCUGACCACGCUUGGUGUCAACAUGGACAUACAGUCCACAGAUCUGUCUGACUCCAACCCAGUGCAGAUGUUGGUUUUGUGUGUUCACCUGUAUGAGGUGCUGCCUCACUACCUGCCCUCACACACCGUGACUCUGUCAGGAGGCCUCCACAGUACGGUCAGCAAGCAGGUGCGUCUGAAAARCCCUUCGUCUCAGCCCGUCAAGUAUCGGGCCUUUAUUUUAGGAGAGGAUGCUCAAUUCUUUUCUCUGCCUAAUGGAUCUGUGGUCACCAUCCCCCCAGAGUCAAACACUCUCCUGACUGUUCAGGUCAGCUGUUUCUUCCUGCAGCCCAUGAAGGCCAUUCUUCUGCUCCGCUCCCUCUCUGGUCUUCAGUGUGCUGCGCGGACAUUUAAUCUGGAAACACUCGUCAGCCACAUCAAAUGCACAAAAGCUGUGCAGUGCAGUUCUCCAUGUUACCAGCUGAGAGUGGUUGAAGUGCCAAUUACUAACAAAUUCAACAAAGAAGCUAAUUUUAGGGUGGUGCUGGUGGAGUCCAACUUUAACCCCCUGGAUCUUCAACAAGAACCUUCUAAUGACAAAUCUGCCUGUGCCCUGGGUCGUUUCGUCGGUCUUGACAGAAGCCUUCGAAUUGGGACAGCACUUGGCGCUAGGAAGAAGGUGACCACAAAUAUUACUGAUGGCUGGGAGAUGGAAGGCGGUGAAGACUCAGAGUUCCUGAGUACUGUGAGGGCUGUUGGUCUACAGUCUGGCCAAUCAGACACUCUCAGAAUCCUCUACCUGCCAUUCUUCACAGGGACAAAAUUCUGCACUGUGCUGCUGACCUGUCCUCAGGUAGGGGAUAUGGUGUACAUGGUGAAGGCUACAGCAGAACUACCACUUCCUUCUCCUGUCUUUGCAAAGCCAAGUUCUGACUCGAGUUUCAUUACAAAGGAUUCUGACACAGGUGUGUCUGUGCUCAGGCUUCACUGUCAUGUCGGAGACGUGUGUGAGGAGGUUUUUCAGGUGUCCCGGGUCAACGAGUCCUGGGAGAACGCUCUGGCUGUCUGGGCUCAGCACUGCAUGAGCGCCGGCGAGCGCAGGAGGCGACUGCUGACCCACACUUUGUACAGCAGCACCGUGAGAGAGUCCACGGCCACACACAAGUUCACAAAACAGAUGCUCUUAAAUGUUAAGCACAGUAAAGGGAUAGAAUACAACGUGGAGGUUUCUUUGCCGCAGUACUUCUCUUUACCUGAAACGGUUGUAAUACCUGUGAAGGAGGUGAACACAUCACAGGAGAACCCUGCAGGUCCAGUAGAUUGUGUGAACAUUCCACUGAGGUUCCAGGCUGACUCUGUGGGGCAGUUCACCACUAACAUAGCUCUGACUUCAUUUAGUGACACCAGAGUGUUUGUCCUAGAAGCUCAGGUCACUUCACAGAAUAAACUGUCUGCACACAGCGAGGGUGACAGCACAGAGCACACGUUCACCCCGAGGGGACAGGGAGAGUGCCCCCUGCUGGUGGAACACGUAGUGUUAUCCUGCCCUGUUGGGACGACCACUUCCACCCAGCUGCGUGUUCCCAACUACAGCCUGAGACAGCUGACUCUAAAAGUCCAGACAGAUCUGUCUGUUGUGAGUGGUGCCCCAAUCGUGAAGCUUAAACCUGGACACAGAUGUUUAUAUAAUCUAGCUGUGACACCAUGGAGACGAGGAAAACAGACAGGCUCUGUGUCGUUUGUACAAACUACUGAUGUACAAGAGGCAGAUAAAGACAAAGGAGAUGUAUUCAGACACUACGCCACUUUCUCUCUUGAACUGAUUUGUGAGCCAGCAGCACCUGUCAAGGUCAUCCACAUCCAGUGUGUCAGCGAGAGUUCCGUUACCAUGGAGAUACCUGUCAGUAACCCUGGAGAAGAGCCUCUGAUGCUGGAUGUGUCCCUGGAAGGAGGCAAUCUGACUGGGGCCAGCUCGGUUUCUGUUCCCCCACGGGGGACCGUCAGCUACAGGGCUUCGUUUUCUCCUGUUAGUGUGGGGAAGAUCACAGGCAGCGUGGUGUUCCAGUCGGAGCAGGUCAGGGAGUUCUGGUACCAGCUGGAUAUGUACAUUCUCCCCCCUCCGGUCAACAAGCUACCAAAGACUCGCUGUCUGCUUGGCAGAUGGAUCCAGCUAAAACUUCCCCUUGUUAAUCCAACACCUGAGGCUCUGGAGCUAAUCGUAACUAACACAAACCCCAGGAACUACACACUGGAGAUGGAUUCAGCAGACACUUAUUGGCCCCAUAUCAUGGUGGAACCAUGGUCCUUUACUCAUCUGGGUGUCCGCUUUAGUCCUUCUGCAGUUGGACAGGAGAACCAUCGGGGGAAAAUUACUUUUAAGUGUUCUCAGUUGCAGGAAUGGUGUGUUUUGUUGAAUGGUCAUGGACUGAAGCCUAAGUGGGAGGAGCCUUUGUGUGUGUCUUCUGUGAUUGGGCUCACUUCCUCCAUCAGUAUUCCCUUCACAAACCCCAUCGAACUCCCUGCAACCCUCACCGUCAUCAUAACAGAUGAAAACCCAAGCGAAACUCCCACCUGCYAUCUGGUCACUGAUAAGAAGGCCUUCUCUUGUCCUCUGGGUCACUCCAAAGCAGUACGUAUAACUGAAAGGGCAACCAUUGAUGUGCCCAUAGUGUUUGCACCGAACUCUGUGGGUUUGCAGGAGGCGUGGCUCUGCAUCACCAUGAAACCCAUCAGCACCCGGAGCAACAGCAUUAAAUCCAGCUUCAGCUCAGAGGAAGAAUGUUCAAACAGCUGCUGGAUUUAUCCACUUUACGGGAUUUCCACAGCAUUUCCUACUGAGAACUSUCCACUUGGCGUGGUUCAGUGUGAGGUGGGUUAUCAGCUGGUAAAGAGCGUGGAAGUCCAGCUGACAGGUUACACUCCCCUGAGUAGAGACCUGAAGGGUCAYGGAGUUCUGAUGGAAGACUUCAGGUGCCAGAUGCUUUCAGACAGUGAAGCAGAGCAGUCUGAGCUGAGGAAACACCUGUCUGUAACUACUGAAGAGGCAAAGAGAGACCCUGAGAACAGCAUCAUUAUCCUAACCCUGCGUCUGGUCUAUACGCCCCUCAGGACCUGCAGGUGUUCGGGUCUCCUUCUGGUUCAGUCUGAAUCUGGGAAGAGGUGGGAGUUUCCCAUCGUUCUUAUUGCGUCGAAGCCUCAGGUGAAGGAGGAACCUGCUGUCUGACCACCAGGCAGCAGACAUGCAGUGGACUGGUGAGGUGAGACUCCUCGCCUCGAUGUACCUCAUCCAUCAAGGACUCCUCUUCAGAACCAGUUCCCUCCAGAGAACAGCAGCAGAACUUGGUGCUUCAUAUUUCUUCUCCUGUCAAACCACCACUCUUACAGCUUUUCUGUAGUCAUUUUUAGAUUUAGUAUCUCUUUAAGAAAGUUGCCUCAGUUCUUUUUUCUUCUUGUUUUGGUUCAUUAACUACAUUAGUGUUUCUCAUCAGCAGCUCUAAUUAGAUUUUUCUCUGCCAAGAAAACCUACUUAUGUCAAGAAAAUAAAAGCUUCCGCAGCA
Austrofundulus limnaeus is the source of this 8735-nucleotide messenger RNA. RefSeq lists its product as uncharacterized. NCBI's taxonomy places the organism in Eukaryota, Metazoa, Chordata, Actinopteri, Cyprinodontiformes, Rivulidae. Gene Ontology annotation, cellular component: cilium. Gene Ontology annotation, biological process: cilium assembly. Gene Ontology annotation, molecular function: protein binding. The transcript has 64 exons. Bases 68 to 8401 code for a protein of 2777 amino acids. The record is from RefSeq and is a predicted model, not a curated record.